Molecule: messenger RNA, 1440 nt
Organism: Tremella mesenterica DSM 1558
Lineage: Eukaryota; Fungi; Basidiomycota; Tremellomycetes; Tremellales; Tremellaceae
Exons: 11
Coding region: 1-1440 (479 amino acids)
Cellular component (GO): cytoplasm
Molecular function (GO): cysteine synthase activity
Source: RefSeq, a predicted model, not a curated record
AUGGGCAUCCUAGACCUUCUCCCACCUACGUUCUGGGACCGUAUUCGACCUCCCACUAGAAUAUCCAGAGAUCUAAUCUUUGGUCUUUUAUUCGGGAUCACAUUCUCCCUUUCUUCCACCUCGUUAGCCCUUUUGACUCAAUCUUGGAGAAGAAGAAGGGCUAUAGCCCGUAUACCGCCAAGACCUAUAGAAUUGAGGAGUGAUGAGAUUGUUGCUGGGGUGAUAGGGCUUAUCGGGAAUACACCCUUAGUCAGAAUAGGUAGUCUGAGUGAUGCACUUGGUGUGGAGAUAUUGGGUAAAGCAGAGUUUUUAAAUCCAGGAGGAUCUGUCAAAGAUCGUAUUGCCCUUCGAAUCAUAGAAGAUGCCGAAUCACAAGGACUCUUACAUCCUCAUACUGGAUCGGUCCUUUUCGAAGGAACAGUAGGAAGUACCGGUAUAUCUCUCGCAACUGUCGGACGAGCGAAGGGUUACGAUACCGUCAUUGUCAUGCCUGACGACGUGGCCAUUGAUAAAGUUCAAAUCCUCGAGAAAUUAGGUGCUAAAGUAGAGCGUGUCCGACCUGCCAGUAUAGUGGAUGAAAAACAAUUUGUCAAUCUCGCACGUAGAAGAGCAGAACAAUUCGGUCAAACGACCUUGGUCACUCCACCUCAAAGAGGAGAUGACAUAGUAGUCACUACCCAAGCUACCACCUCUGAGGUUUCUCACACUCUCUUACCUCUCUCUUUUCCCCCUUCACCUUCGUCUUCCCCCUCAUCCUCAUCUUCUUCUUCCAGCAGUCUACACAUACUCCCCGAUGUAUUGGAAAAGAAACCCCGUGGAUUUUUCGCGGAUCAAUUCGAGAAUGAUUCCAAUUGGAGAGCACACUACGAUGGUACUGGUCCUGAAAUUCUCAGACAGACAGGUGGUCAUUUAGACGCUUUCGUUUCUGGUGCAGGAACUGGUGGGACGAUCACAGGAGUUGGAAAAUAUUUGAAAAAUCAUUUAAAUGGUAUUCAAAUAAUCCUUGCUGAUCCACAAGGAUCUGGAUUGUUUAAUAAAGUUAGAUACAACGUAAUGUACGAUCAUAAAGAAAGUGAAGGUACGAAAAGAAGACAUCAAGUAGAUACUAUAGUUGAAGGUAUUGGAAUUAAUCGAAUAACUCAUAAUCUUCAACUUGGAUUGAAAGUCAUAGAUGAUGCUUAUAGAAUAUCAGAUUUGGAAGCAUUAGCAAUGUCAAGAUGGUUGGUUAAAUAUGAUGGAAUGUUUUUAGGUUCUUCAAGCGCUUGUAAUCUCGUUGCGUGUGUUAAAGUGGCAAAGAAAUUAGGAAGAGGUAAAAGGGUAGUGACGAUUUUAUGCGAUUCCGGAUCUAGACAUCAAAAUAAGUUUUGGUCAGAAAAAUAUCUUAGAGAGAAUAACUUAAAAGUGGAUAUCUCACUCAUCGAGAAACUCAUAGCUUCAUGA